Messenger RNA from Stegostoma tigrinum, 3078 nucleotides. RefSeq names its product trafficking protein particle complex subunit 14 (gene trappc14). The coding region runs from base 69 to 1934 and encodes 621 amino acids. The record is from RefSeq and is a predicted model, not a curated record. Gene Ontology annotation, molecular function: alpha-tubulin binding. The transcript has 11 exons. NCBI's taxonomy places the organism in Eukaryota, Metazoa, Chordata, Chondrichthyes, Orectolobiformes, Stegostomatidae. Gene Ontology annotation, biological process: cilium assembly. Gene Ontology annotation, cellular component: TRAPPII protein complex.
CCGGCGGUUGCCAUGGUGAAGGGGGUUGGGUGCAGGUGGAGGCGGAGGCCGGGACCGUGCGGGGGGCAAUGGAGUCCCUCUGCGAGUACCUGAUGUAUUUUCCGGCCGGUCCGGUGCCGGAUUACCGGCGUUACCGCGGCCUGCCGCGCCGGGCCCAGGUCUACCUGGGCGAGACGGUGCGCUUCGUGCUGGUGGUGCGGCGCCGAGGGCAGGGCCGGGGCCUCGAGUCAGAGGACGACGACGACGAGGAGGAGGCGGUGGCGGCGGCGGCGGCGGGCCAGGCCCGGAGCCUGGACCCCCAGAACUGGAGGGAGCUGUCCACCUCCCUAUCGGCCCUGGCCAGUGUCUGCCCCGGGCUCCAGCAGCAUCAGGCCCCGCCGCCUCACCAGCCGCUCCUUCAGGAGGACACCAGGCCCGCACCCCCGGCUCUCGGCCUGGUCCUCGGGCACCCCGAGGACGGACACGGGCGGCAGCAGCAGCAGCAGCCGGAGGACGAGGAGGAGGUAGAGGCCGGUGGUUUCCGAGAGUGUCGCCCACUGCUCACCCACGGCGGCGGGGCGCCCGGUAGGGAGGGCGGCGGUGGAGGCCAGACUACAGUGGAGGAACCGAUAAUUCACAAUGAUGAAGUUAUCUUUCCGCUGUCGGUGGCCCUGGACAAGCUACCGGUUGGAACCAUAAAGGCAAAGAUCAUUGUGACGGUAUGGAAGAGAGACCAAGAGAAAGCUGAGGUGAGGGAACAUGGCUACCUGACUAUCCUGCAGAACCGCAACCCCUCCCAAAUCUUCCGGGAAGACCAGACCGGCUUUAAAGCUCAAGUGAGUACGUUGCUGACUGUGCUCCCACCUCCAACGGUGAAGUGUCGACAACUUAAUGUCUCGGGCAAACAGCUGACUGUUCUCAAAGUGUUAAACACCUCCUCGCAGGAGGAGCUGUCCAUUCGGGAUGUCCGGAUUUUGCCAAACUUCAAUGCUAGCUAUUUGCCCAUGAUGCCUGACGGCUCGGUGCUGCUGGUAGACAAUGUCUGCCACCAGUCAGGCGAUGUGUCUGUGGCGUCCUUCUGUAGGAUGAGCGGUAACUGCAGCCGCCUCCCGACCAAGCUCAGCGCCCUGGAGGAGCAGGCUUUUCUCUUCCAGAUGCAGGUGAACGAGAGACCGCAGCCAGACACCAAGGAGGGCCUGGAAGUGCCGCUGACUGCAGUAGUGUGCUGGUCUACAGCUAACCUGCCCCCGGACAACAAGAUCUACACACACUACAGGCUGCCGAACAUUCAGCUCAACCGCCCCAAGUUUGUGAUGAUGGCGUCGUGCGAGUCUCCCGUCCCCCUGUAUAAGCGCUUCACCGUCAAGUACACGCUGCUGAACAACCUGCAGGACUUCCUAGCUGUCCGGCUGGUGUGGACCCCAGACAGUGCCCUCAGCUUGCAGGCGGGGAAGAAGCUGUCGGAGGAGGAUGUACGUGCUGCUGAGACCACCGUCAACUCCGUGGUCUGCCACACGCCCCUCAACCACUUGGGCUACUGCAAGAAGGGUAGUUCAGUGACGUACAAAGUCGCGUUCCAGGUGCUGCGCACCGGGCUCUUCGAGCUGAGCCAGCAUAUGAAGUUGAAGUUACAGUUCACAGCGAGUGUGACAAACCCUCCUCCUGAGGCCCGGCCCGUUUCGCGGAGGAACAGCCCGAGCAGCCCCGCUGUGCGCGACCUUAUGGAACGUCACCAGGCCAGCCUGGGCCGCUCGCAGUCCUUCUCUCACCAGCAACCCUCACGGAGCACUCACCUCAUCAGGACUGGGAGCGUGAUGGAGCGCCGAGCGAUCACACCCCCCGUGGGCUCCCCCAUUGGCCGCCCCCUCUACCUCCCCUCGGAAAAGGCUGUGCUGUCCGUCGACAAGAUCGCCAAGCGAGAGUGCAAGGUGCUGGUGGUGGAGCCUGUCAAGUAGAGUGGGGGGGGAAGGGGGCGUUGGGGCUGCUGUUGCCCUGCCUCGAACAACACAGGACAGGGCGAGGCGUCUGGCUGCUCACUCACCCGGGGGUAAGCCCCGUUUUCACUUCAGUAAUCCUUCCUGCCAUGUUGGCGCUGGGCGGUCCAUCGGCUCCUCGCUUGUCGGACCGCAAGCCUGCGUGCGUGUCUCGUGUCUGACGAUCCCGCGCGAAGCGGUCAGUGAUGUCGGGGGGGUGGGGGUGCGGUGGUGCAGAACCGUGUCCCUCUGUAGAUCGGCAGUGCUCCAUCUUGCAAGCAGAACGGUUCAGCGUCGUGUUUCGGGGGGCAGCGUUCGAAAACUCAAACUCUGACCCUCCCUCACCUGCACAAAUGUUUGGGCUCAAUUCCAGCCAGCGCGCACACACGCACGCCCCCCCCCCAACACCACAAGGCUGUCAUUUCUCUGCCUGGCUCGCUACAUUUCGCUACGCACCGCACCGUCACACCCAGGCAGAGCCUUGAGCUGCCAGACUGUCCGGACUUGCAUCUCUUGGAUCUCGAUUCUUGUAUCACCGGCAACAGCUAGGAGCCCAGGAUCCGGGUAAUGGGACCUUGUCUAGCACAGUGCUCCCCCCUCCCUCAAUAAUACCGAGCUUCAAUCUGCGGGGGCUGCCUACUGUGGGUAUAGGUGGUGCCUGAGUGGCACUGCCACUCUUCUUGCAGCCCAUGCCAAUGCUCUAAGCGGCAUUCCCCACUCACACCUGGCAGCACUUACAUGGAAAGAAAUCUGCCAUCCUUCCCCAGUCUGGCCCAUGUUCAUAGAAACAUACCUAUUCCCUUCAUAAUUGUAUAAGAUAGAAGCAGAUUGUUUCCACUGGUGAGUGAAACUAGAACUGGGGGGGGGCAAUAGCCUCAAAAUAAGGGGGAACAGAUUUAGGACUGAGCUGAGGAGGAACUUCACCACCCAAAGGGUUGUGAAUCUGUGGAAUUCCCUGAGAAGCAGUGGAGAUUUCCUCAUUGAAUGCUUUUAAACCUAAGAUAGGUAAUUUGUAUGACCAGUAAAGGAAUUAGGAGUCAUGGUGAGAGGGAAGGUAAAUGGAGCUGAGUCCACGAAAAGUUUUGCCAUGACCCUUAAUGAUUGGCGGAGCAGGCUCGAGGGGUCA